Messenger RNA from Lindgomyces ingoldianus, 915 nucleotides. RefSeq names its product Lumazine synthase. NCBI's taxonomy places the organism in Eukaryota, Fungi, Ascomycota, Dothideomycetes, Pleosporales, Lindgomycetaceae. Gene Ontology annotation, cellular component: mitochondrial intermembrane space; riboflavin synthase complex; intracellular anatomical structure. Bases 94 to 732 code for a protein of 212 amino acids. Gene Ontology annotation, molecular function: 6,7-dimethyl-8-ribityllumazine synthase activity. Gene Ontology annotation, biological process: riboflavin biosynthetic process. The record is from RefSeq and is a predicted model, not a curated record. The transcript is spliced from 3 exons.
CCUCAACAGCAUUUCGACAUACAUGCGCACAGCUUGCGCAGCCAGAUUUUCACCAGCAUAUAUCCGCUACUUGCUCCAAGUAGCUUUUACGCAAUGUCAACCCUCAAAGGACCCGGCAAGCCUAAAGCAUACGAUGGCUCUGGACUACGAAUCGGCAUCGUUCACGCCCGAUGGAACUCCACUAUGAUCGAUGCGCUACUCGCGGGGGCAAUGAAGGCACUUACUGACGCAGGCGUGAAGGAGGAGAACAUUGUGACCCAGAGCGUUCCAGGAAGCUACGAGCUGCCAUAUGCUGUUAAGCAAAUGUAUUCAGCCUCGCAAGUCCAGUCCUCGUCAAGCGGCGUCGUAGGCGCGGCAGCAGACCUCCUCGGGUCUGCCACGGACCUCACCCAACUCUCCAUGUCGACACCGCCUGCGCAAGAACCGUCCAGCCUCCAAACCCCGUUCGACGCAAUCAUCGCAAUUGGCGUGCUCAUCAAGGGAGAGACGAUGCAUUUUGAGUACAUCGCAGACGCUGUGAGCCACGGCCUGAUGCGCGUACAACUAGACGGAAAUGUGCCCGUCGUCUUCGGACUGCUUACGUUGCUGAACGAAGAGCAGGGCCUCCAGAGAGCGGGUAUCGCAGGUGCGGGGAAGAAUGAGGGGCAUAACCAUGGGGCUGAUUGGGGGAGCGCAGCGGUGGAGCUAGGCGUAAAGAGGAAGGGGUGGGUGAACGGGAAGAUGCUGGACUGAGACAAAUGUUUAGAGGGAAAGACGAGGAAUCUAAUCAAAGAGGAGCGAUGAACACACUUCCAAAUCGAACGGCUCGGGCAGGUUGGCGAGGUAGCUCAGCGGUAGGUGGGGGAUUUGUCGUUCCACCACGACGCAAGGCUUCUAAGUACGGUAAUCGUUCGACGAUUGAGCCCGAAUAUACCC